CAAAACGAAAAACCUAACCUCCUCCCCCUCCCCCUCCCCGGCCGCCUUCACAUCGUCUCCGGUGAUCUGCAGGUGUGGAUCGCCCCCGGGAGAGCCCUCGCGCGCGACGGCAAUGUCGACCUUCGCCAAGCCCGAGAACGCCCUCAAGAGAGCGGAGGAGUUGAUACAUGUUGGACAAAAGCAGGCAGCGCUGCAGGCGCUGCACGAUCUCAUUACAUCAAGAAGAUACAAGUCAUGGCAAAAGCCUCUUGAGAAGAUCAUGAUGAAGUAUGUAGAGCUGUGUGUAGAUCUAAGGCAAGGCAGAUUUGCCAAAGAUGGUCUUAUUCAGUACAGAAUUGUCUGCCAGCAAGUCAACGUGUCAUCUUUGGAGGAGGUCAUAAAACACUUUAUGCAGCUGUCCAAUGAGAAAGCCGAGGAAGCAAGGAAUCAGGCACAAGCACUGGAAGAUGCUCUGGAUGUCGUAGAUCUUGAAGCGGACAAGCGUCCAGAGGACUUGAUGCUCAGUUAUGUUAGAGGGGAGAAAGGGAAGGACCGAUCGGACAGGGAGUUUGUCACUCCAUGGUUUAAGUUUCUGUGGGAGACAUACAGGACGGUGCUCGAGAUACUGAGAAAUAAUUCAAAGCUUGAAGCGCUAUAUGCUAUGACUGCGCACAAGGCUUUUCAAUUUUGCAAGCAGUAUAAAAGAGCCACUGAGUUCCGUAGGUUGUGUGAGAUCAUUAGAAACCAUCUUGCAAACUUGAACAAGUAUCGUGACCAGCGAGAUCGUCCUGAUCUGACUGCCCCCGAAACCUGUCAGCUCUAUCUUGAUACUAGGGUUGAACAACUGAAAAUUGCUACAGAACUUUCCCUAUGGCAGGAAGCCUUCCGAUCAGUGGAGGAUAUCCAUGGCUUGAUGAGUAUGGUUAAGAGGACUCCAAAACCAUCUGUCCUGGUCGUAUAUUAUGCCAAACUAACUGAAAUAUUCUGGAUUUCUGGGAGUCACUUGUAUCAUGCAUAUGCAUGGCUGAAGCUUUUCAACUUGCAGAAGAGUUUCAAUAAAAAAUUAACUCAGAAGGAUCUGCAACUACUAGCAUCUUCUGUUUUGCUCGCUGCACUUUCUGUUACACCAUAUGACCAUAAAUAUGGUGCAUCUCAUCUUGAGCUUGAAAAUGAAAAAGACCGUAGCUUGCGUAUGGCCAACCUUUUCAAUUUCUCCUUCGACUCCAAGCGUGAGAAUAGAGAAAUGGUUUCUAGAGCAUCUCUUCUUUCUGAGUUGGCUGCCAAAGGUGUGAUUUCAUGUGCUUCCCAAGAAGUGAAAGAUCUAUACAACCUUAUGGAGCAUGAAUUCCUUCCUCUGGAUCUAGCAUCAAAAGUACAGCCUCUGCUUUCCAAGAUUUCUACGAUCGGAGGAAAGCUUUCAGCUGCAUCUUCAGUUCCUGAAAUUCAGUUAUCACAGUACCAAUCUUCAUUGGAGAAGCUUACAACACUGAGGGUGCUGCAGCAGGCAUCUCGCAUUUUCCAGUCCAUGAAGAUUGACAUGCUCUCUAGAAUGAUCCCAUUCUUUGACUUCAAUGCUGUGGAAAAGAUGGCUGUUGAUGCGGUCAAGCAUAAUUUUGUUGCUAUGAAAGUUAACCAUUUGUCUGGAGCUGUUUAUUUUGGCAAAAUGGACAUAGAAUCUGAUGCACUUGGUAGUCACCUCUGCGUCUUCACUGAUUCUCUAAACAAAGCAAGGAGUCUCAUCCAUCCACCUGUGCAUAAACCAUCCAAACUCACUGAAAACUUCAGUCUCGCUGGAGUGGUGGAGAAAGAACAUAAAAGGCUUCUUGCGAGGAAAUCAAUUAUUGAAAAACGUAAAGAAGACCUUGAGCGUCAAAUAAUGGAAAAGGAAAAAGUUGAGGAGUCAAAGAGAUUGAGUAUCCAGAAGAAAUCUGCAGACGAAGAAAGGGAGAGGCUUUUGAAGGACCAGAGACUCAGGGAGCAGCAGAGGAUCAGUCGAGAAAUAAAGGAAAAAGAGCGCCUGGAAGCAGAAAAAAUAAUAAAUGAUUUGAAAAAAGUAAUUAAGAAUGGGGGCAAAAUUCACAUUGAGGGGGAUAUGACAAAACAAUUCGCCAUGGAGGUGGUACGGAGUCAACGGGUGAAGGAGUUUGAAGAGAUGGAAAAAAAACUGCAGAAGCUUGCAAAGAAAAUGGAUCACUUGGAGAGGGCAAAACGGCAGGAGGAAGCACCACUGAUUGAGGAGGCCUUCCGAAAGCGCCUUGAGGAAGAAAAGAUCCUUCAUGAGCAUGAGCAGCUGAGAGAGAUUGAGCUCAGCAAGCAACACCACACGGGUGACUUGGAGGAGAAAAAUAGGCUUUCUCGAUUGUUGGAGCAUAAGAAUGCUUUCCAGGAAAGAAUUGUCCAACGCCGUGAAGCUGAGUAUAGUAGCCUCAGGAAAGAGAGGGAAGAAAGGAUUAAUCAGUUGAUAUCUUCAAGAAAGCGUGAAAGGGAGAUUGUAAGGAAAUUGAUGCAUUACCUGAACAUGGAGGAACAACGGAUCCAAAGAGUGCGUGAGGAAGAGGAGGCUAGAAAACAUGAAGAGGAAGAAAGGAAGAAGACAGAGGCAGCGGAGCUUAAAGCCUAUCUGGAUGCAGUUGCAGCCAAGCAGAGAGAGAAGGAAAGGGAGGUGGAAGAGAAGAAGGAAAAAGAGAGAGCGGAGGCUCUCCAAAGAGCAGCGGAGCCACCUGAUGCACGACCUGCUGCUGCCAUCGCACCAGUCGCACCUGGUCCUAGUAAGUAUGUUCCGCGGCACAAACGUGUCGGCGAGAGUAGCAACCAGAGGCUGGCUGUCGUGCAUGAACCAGACCGUUGGGGUCCGCGCCAAGAGGCUCCACUUGCACGGGAUGUGCGCCCCCUCCGCCAGGAGGCACGCCAAGAGGCUCCACUUGCACGGGAUGUGCGGCCCCUUCGCCAGGAGGCACGCCAAGAGGCAGUCCCGGCUGUUCUGCCUGAAGCAGACCGCUGGAGCCGCAAUGCUGUGCGUCCCCUCCGCCAAGAAGCUCCUCCCGCACGCCAAGAAGCGCCCCCUGCCCGCCAGCCGGAUGGUGCUCCUCCAGCUGGUGGUACUACUGACCGCUGGCGUCCUGGUGGUGGAUCUAGGCCCUCUGCAAAUUCUUCAUCGGCUUCUUCGUCCACAGGCUGGAGGAAGAACUGAAGCUGCCCGCCCUGAAAUGCAUGCCUGUGCCCUGCCAGCAGGUUAAGAUUUUUGCAGUUACUUGAAUUUGUCUGUCUCGCAUCAAAUUUUGUUCCUAAGCGUGGACUCUUCUUCUAGGCUCCCUUCCAUUGCACACCUUUGCACCGUUUCAAAGUCGGUGUUAAUUUUGAUCUUUUGAGACAUCAUACUCCAUCCAUAACGUGUUGCUGUUUGUUACUUUUAACGAGAAUUCAGCUUAGACCUGUUUUCAAUAUACUGCGAUUGGUGAUGA
This is a messenger RNA of Hordeum vulgare subsp. vulgare (domesticated barley), 3440 nucleotides long. RefSeq names its product eukaryotic translation initiation factor 3 subunit A-like. The transcript is spliced from 14 exons. Lineage: Eukaryota; Viridiplantae; Streptophyta; Magnoliopsida; Poales; Poaceae. The record is from RefSeq and is a predicted model, not a curated record. Gene Ontology annotation, molecular function: mRNA binding; translation initiation factor activity. Gene Ontology annotation, biological process: translation reinitiation; formation of cytoplasmic translation initiation complex. Gene Ontology annotation, cellular component: eukaryotic translation initiation factor 3 complex, eIF3e; eukaryotic translation initiation factor 3 complex, eIF3m; multi-eIF complex. The coding region runs from base 113 to 3169 and encodes 1018 amino acids.